UCAACUCACUAAUAAGAUAUCGUUCCUGACUGAACGAUCUUGUCUGCGCUGUAUUUACUGUGGCUUCGUGGUAAAUACCAGCAUGAAAAACACUCAAAAUGAUUUAAAGGGCAAACGUUAUGUCCGCGCAUAUUACGAGUCAUCGUGGCGAAUUUGAUCUCAGGCACCCUGCAACUCACAAGUCGAAUUGGCUCCACGCAAGGUCGCACACCUUCUUCUUCUCUGCUGGGCUUCGUCAGGACUUCGUCAUUGAUGCUAGAGCAAAGGAAGUCUUUAACCAUGAUUUUGAAAUCAAUUCUUGGGACGACACUCGCCUCUUCUGCAAUAGAAAGGCAUCCCGACCAGCUACGCCAAAGAAGGACGCACCUAUUCUGCCGGACGAGACUGAGGUUUCUGAACAUGCUCGUACACUCAGCUCAGAAGAUCUUUUGCGGCGCAGACAAGAGAGAUUCGGCCAAGAGGCGCCAAGUGAUGAAGCAAGCGCGACUGCGGCUCAGGUCGAAGGCAGAAAUGCAAAUAAAAGUCCACAGAACAAGAGUCCACGGGCUUCAGUCAAAGAAAACGCCAACAGACCAUCAGAAGGACCAGCGAGGGCCCCGUCGAUCGCAGACUCUGAGCGAAGACCAGCCAGAACACUCACUAUCCGCUCAGCAAGUUCAGGAGAUAAUACAUCAUCGCAAAAAGAGUCUGCGCCGUCUAAGCAUGACAGACGGCCAUCCUUGUCGCAUCACGACCAGCUUCCUGCCAGUGUUCCAAAGGCCACAUUGCAUAUGCAGGAGCGACAGCAGCGGCCCUCUGAGAGUUUUGCGCCUGACGUUGCCAAGUCUCCUUUGUCAAGCCAGCAUCCUGCCGCAGCUCCUGUCAAGCCCAAAGACAGUUCCAGGGCUGAAGACAGUCAUCAACAGAGCGAGACGCGUGCGAAGCGAGUCGAUGCUGAGAUCCCAGUCGUUUUGCCUAAAGAACAGAAACUAGCCACGUCUCUCAGAUCAGAGAUGAUUGACGAGCCAGCUCAACUCGAAGCCAUCAAAAUUCCAACCGAAAGUGGGGAAGUGAAGCUUGCCUUGUCUAUUCGCAGCCAAGGAACAUUUGUCAAGGUUGAAGAGGACGCAGCAGUUGAUGGCGUCAAGCUUUCGCAAUCGCUGCGUGAGCCGCAAGCGCAGAAUGUAGUGCCGGAACCCGUUGUCGAGAAAGCUCCACGCACGCUUAAGAUUCGCCAGUCCGCGCCAGAGGAGGGUACGCAAGUGAAUCCCGAGACUGUACCAGAUUCUGUGCCACCUUCAUCGACGCCGCCGCCUCUUGUCAAACGUAAAUCCUCAAGCUCGACGCUACAAACUGAGAAACGAGUCAAAGUCGAUGCGUAUCCUGAACCAGCAUCAAGCUUGCGUGUUGUGCUACCAAAGGGAAACAUCGAACCACCCUCCUUACGUGUUGUCAUGCCCAAAGCUCGACCCAAGUCUGUUGCUGAGUUGCUUCAUCGAGCACAGAGCUCCUCGUCUUUACCUGCACCAGUUUCCGCUUCCAACGAAAACAGUCCUGGUCGCACAAAAGCGAAUGGGCAGUCCUCUGCUGUCACUACCGUGCAGCCAGCAACUGCUGUGGCAUCAGCACAACUAGCUUUGGCAACUGCGAAGGAGUCUUCGGAAGGCUUUCUGGAGCAAUCGACACAACCAGUCCUUAAACGUUCAAUUGCUUCGCCUGUUGAACUACGUGUCGGCUUGUCAGCGGAACCGGUGGCGAUUGAUAGUACGAUGCAACCGGCUGGCCGGACGCUUAUUACACCAGUCGACUCACCAGCGCCCAUGGACAGCAGUGAGGAGAGUGAUAUCCUCAACAUCAACGCAAACGAGUAUGUUUUGCCCAAUGAAUUACUCGAGUACCUUGACCUCUGCAAUGAAGCAGCUGAUAAUGUCGUCUUGCAGAAAUAUGCGCUUGAAGAGAUGCAUGCACUGCUCUGGCGCCUGCCCGACUUUGGCAGCUUGAUGGGCCGGCAUACGACGGGUGUCAAAAUUUGGUUCAAAAAGCAGCGAAUGCGGUGUAUGCAACAAGCGAGCACUGAGCGAGCCCAGCAGUGGAAAGUGCUCAGUGAGCGGUAUGCUUCAUUCAUGUCUGCAUUAGCUUGAGCGACGAUGCAAUGCGAAGCAGUAUUCUAUAUAAACGAGGGGAGACGCUGCUGUGUAUUUCAUAAGACGUAAUCAGAAGCCUUGCUUUACGAGGCAGGCCUUCUCUAUCCUUGCGUUGGC
Molecule: messenger RNA, 2240 nt
Organism: Protomyces lactucae-debilis
Lineage: Eukaryota; Fungi; Ascomycota; Taphrinomycetes; Taphrinales; Protomycetaceae
Exons: 2
Coding region: 120-2120 (666 amino acids)
Source: RefSeq, a predicted model, not a curated record